Otolemur garnettii (small-eared galago) is the source of this 1643-nucleotide messenger RNA. RefSeq names its product cytochrome b5 domain-containing protein 1. NCBI's taxonomy places the organism in Eukaryota, Metazoa, Chordata, Mammalia, Primates, Galagidae. The transcript has 4 exons. The record is from RefSeq and is a predicted model, not a curated record. The coding region runs from base 161 to 847 and encodes 228 amino acids.
UUAAUUUCAGUGGCGAGUGGCUGGAAAAAGACAAUGGUUUCCAUGUCAGCGGAUAAACGCGCUCCCUUAGCUGCUAGACUAGAGGGAGGACGUAGUAGUGAGUGUAUACAGAGACGCGAGGAAGCUAGUAAAGCAGUUGGUGACCGACAGUGCAAGAGCCAUGCUGCGCCGGGGUCUAGUGGCUGGGCCAGACUUUGAGCAUUUCCGUCGUCGCUAUUUCACGCCAGCAGAGGUUGCCGAACAUAACCAUCCCGAAGACCUCUGGGUGUCUUACCUGGGAUAUGUGUACGACCUAACGCCACUGGUUCAGGAAUAUAAGGGGAACCUGCUGCUGAAACCCAUCGUGGAAGUUGCAGGUCAGGACAUCAGCCAUUGGUUUGAUCCUAAGACCAAAGACAUCCGUAAGCACAUAGAUCCUCUGACCGGCUGCCUGAGGUACUACACCCCGCGGGGCCGCUUUGUGCACGUUCCGCCCCUGCUGCCUCGUUCGGACUGGGCCAACGAUUUCGGGAAGCCCUGGUGGCAUAGGUCUUUUUAUGAGGUGGGGCGGCUGUCUGCCAAGACCCGGAUCAUCCGCAUCAUUAAUACGCUUACAUCGCAGGAGCACACGCUGGAGGUGGGUGUCCUGGAGUCAAUGUGGGAAAUCCUGCACCGCUAUCUCCCCUAUAACGCGCAUGCUGCCAGCUACACGUGGAAAUAUGAAGGGAAGAACCUGAACAUGGAUUAUACCCUGGAAGAGAAUGGGAUCCGGGAUGAGGAGGAAGAAUUUGACUUUCUCAAUAUGGAUGGUACACUCCACACACCUGCAGUACUGCUGUACUUCAAUGAUGACCUCACAGAGCUAUAGGAAAGGAGAUGUAUGCUCAUGUAUGCUCAAGACAUAUUUUGAGUAUGGUUUUUUCUGUGCCUUAAGGAAAAGAGGUGGGGACUGGGGGGUGUCUGGACUUAGACUUCCAUUCCCCUCUGGGAACUUGCCUGUGGUUCCCAUGCCUUUCUGAAAUACAAAGGUCCUAUUCCCCAACUCCAUAAUAAUUUGCUCUAAGAAACUUAAGAAGAAUGCUAGAAGUGAAUUAAUCUUUAAGAAUGAUACAGGAAGAUGAAGAAUUUUGGAUUAGGGAGAGGUAGAAGAGGUUAGUCAGAGCUCAGGCAGAGCUGUUUGAUAGAGAAAAAUCCUACAGGGAUGAAGGAUUGAAGAACUUUUUUUUUCUUUUUUUUUUUAAAGCAAUAAUAGAAAUAAGAUGACUGCAGUAAGAGGGGAUUUACAAAGAGAGGAAUAGGAGAUGUCUUAGCAUUGACCAAAUAAAAUCAGCUCCUCUUCUACAGGAGUGUUCAGCAGCUAAAACCUAAGAGACAGAAAGUAAGUGGAUGGUUGUCAGGUAAUUCAGGCUAGAUGUUAUGCUAGGUGCUUUAUAUACCCUAAGACAGCUAUCUUAUAAGGUGGAUAUCAUUACUACCAAUUUGCAGAAAAGUCUUUUGAAACUCAGAAAAGUUUAAUAGCACAAAGGCACAUCAGUUAGUAAUCACCAGAGUAAGGAUGCAAAUCCAAGUCUGUUCAACACUAGAGUUUAUGUUCUUCUCAAUACAAAGGGACUAUCUCAAUGUCUAAUCCAGGGGUCUUCAAACUUUUUAAACAGAGGCCAGUU